Penicillium taxi is the source of this 1488-nucleotide messenger RNA. Its product is annotated as putative homogentisate 1,2-dioxygenase. The coding region runs from base 1 to 1488 and encodes 495 amino acids. The record is from RefSeq and is a predicted model, not a curated record. NCBI's taxonomy places the organism in Eukaryota, Fungi, Ascomycota, Eurotiomycetes, Eurotiales, Aspergillaceae. Gene Ontology annotation, biological process: L-phenylalanine catabolic process. Gene Ontology annotation, cellular component: cytoplasm. The transcript is spliced from 7 exons. Gene Ontology annotation, molecular function: homogentisate 1,2-dioxygenase activity.
AUGCCUUCAGCAACCACAACAACCACAACAACCAAGGUCUCGGAUCCCACAGAGUACCAGAAGAUUUUCCACUGGGCCGAGACACAGAAGGAUGCCACUGUUCCUUCAUUCAAAACACGAAGAAAUGACCCUUACAAGUACCAAGCCGGCUUCGGCAACUCAUUCGAAUCAGAAGCUGUUCCUGGUACCCUUCCACAGGGCCAGAACAGUCCCCAAAAUGUUCGCCUAGGACUAUAUGCCGAGCAAAUCACUGCCACUGCUUUUGUGGCUCCCCGAGGUGCUAACAAGAAGGCGUGGCUGUACCGUGCCCGUCCCGCCGUUGCUCACUACGGUUUCACAGAGUUGCCCGAUAAUGAAGACACCGAGUCUAACUUCUUGCCUCUGAAUCCCCGCAUUCAUGUCUCUCCUACCCAGCUGGCAUGGCACCCUAUUGACAUCCCCGAGAAUGAAGAUGUGGACUUUGUGGAUGGUUUGAAGACCUUCGCUGGCUCUGGUGAUCCCACGCUGCGCGAGGGUCUAGCCACUCAUCUCUAUGUGGCCAACACUAGCAUGCAAAAGAAGGCCUUUGUCAACUCCGACGGAGAGUUUUUGAUUGUCCCGCAGCAGGGUGCCCUCGAUAUUCAGACUGAGUUUGGCCCCCUUUAUGUGCAGCCCGGAGAGAUUAUCGUCAUUCCCCGUGGUAUUCGAUUCCGUGUUGAAUUACCCGAUGGCCCCUCCCGUGGAUACAUCCUUGAAGUCUGGGGUAGCUACUUCGAGCUUCCUGAAUUGGGUCCUAUCGGUGCUAAUGGUUUGGCUAAUGCCCGAGACUUUUUGACUCCCAACGCUCAUUAUGAAAUCGCCAAGGAAGAUUGGGAGAUCGUCUAUAAGCUCGGUGGCAAGUUCUUCAAGAGCACCCAGGGCCACAAUCCAUUUGAUGUGGUUGCCUGGCACGGAAACUAUGUUCCAUAUAAAUAUGAUAUGACCAAGUUCGUCAACAUCGGCUCUAUCUCUGUCGAUCACAUCGAUCCCUCAAUCUUUUGCGUUCUUACAGCGAAGUCUCGUGACGUGACAGCUCCAUUGGCGGAUUUUCUCAUCUUCUCUCCGCGAUGGGAUGUUUCCUCACACACCUACCGUCCUCCAUACUACCACCGAAAUGUUGCCUCAGAGCUGAUGGGUCUGGUCUACGGCGAUUAUGGCGGUCGGUCAGAUGCCUUUAAACCCGGCAGUGUGUCAUUCGAAUGCGGAAUGGUUCCUCACGGUGUCGCUUACGAGGAAUUCAAGGCGGCGUCUGAAACCGCACAGCCAGUGAUGCAAAUCUCCGAGGCCUCAAUCGCCAUCAUGUUCGAGUCUAGUCGACCAUUCACCAUUACUGAUUACGCAUGGAACAGCAAGAAGAAGCACGAGCAUGAGCCUAAGAUGUGGGACAGCUUGGUAAAUCACUUCUCCGAGCAUGCAGAGGAAGUUGAAAGACUCCUAGCUGCAAAGGCGAGGGGUCUUACUAUCGCUUAA